AUGGCAUCGGUGUGGUCUCCUCUUCCUCCCCACUGGGAGGAGGCCAUAGACCCUCGGACUGGCAAAAAAUACUUCAUCGACCACAAGCGGCAGACAACGACUUGGGUUGAUCCCCGGACGACGUCAGUAGGAACGACCCCUGUGAGAACUGCUCCAAAGGAACUGCCAUAUGGCUGGGAAAUGGUACAAGACAAGGACUACGGCACGAUCUUUAUCAAUCACAUUGAGCGGAAAAUACAAGCGGAGGAUCCAAGUUAG
Molecule: messenger RNA, 258 nt
Organism: Oikopleura dioica
Lineage: Eukaryota; Metazoa; Chordata; Appendicularia; Copelata; Oikopleuridae
Source: the annotation of a GenBank genome assembly